UCCAGCUGCCGUCUGAGGCUGCUGAGCUGCUGCUGGCUCCCUCUGAACUCAGCCCCUGCCCAGCUCCCUGCGGGUUCAGCCCCUUCCCGUCACAGCCCUGGGCACCGUGGUCAUCCUCGGAGCCAUCUCUGUGCACACACGAGGCAGGAGAGGGCACUGCACAAGGGUACACAGGAAUUGAACACUCCAUGCGGUUUUUAGGGAGAGGAGACAAUUCCUGUUUUAUCCAAGACCUGUUUUCUGUCUCCCCAGUCUCCCAUCGUCCAGCCCACUCUUCCCGCUCGGCUCUGGUUAUUUUAAGUUCCCUUCCCAGCGGGUUUCAAGGACCAAGCUCCCGGUUUAACCUCCCUGAGCAGCCCGAGCCCAGCUCAGCCUGGUAAAACCAAGCACUGGGACCAUCCACUCGUGUCUUCCACCUAUUUUAUUUUCACCUUCCAUCUGUUUUAUUUUGGUGGAUGCAGGACAGGGACCGCCUGUGCCCGCUCCACCCCUGUGCCCCCCCAUGCCCUGCACAGAAAGCAGCUCCUGUUCCUUGGUGCCAAGAGGUGCCUUUGCCCUCGAGCCUCUCUCCUGAAUCAUCCUUUGUUUACUGCCAUGGGAGAGGAAAAGCAAAGUUUGGCCAAAGAUUUGAUUUUAUUUGUGGCAUUCCUGAGGAGGAUGAUGGGUGCUGGAACCCUGUUCCUUGUGCUGGUUCCCAGCCCUCUCCCAGAGCACCACGGACACCGGGCAAGGGCUGAGCCACCCCUCUGGCUCUGGCAGCGUCCUGGCAGGACAUGGGGCUGCAGAGGGAGAGGCUGGAGGGACAGACACAGCACUGAGUUAUUUUCCUCCUCCUGCAGAGAAGUUCAGCCAGAGGUUGGGGAGACCUCAAGGAAGUGGUCGGUUCCUGCAGGGCUGAGGAGAGGAGCAGGCUGGCUCUGCAGUGGUGCCUCAGCUCUGGCUUUACAGAGGGCAGUGGGGACAUCCAGGAGCUCUGUCCGGCAGUCUUGGUGGCUUCAUCCCUCCUGCCUGUGCAGGGAGAUCUCUUCCUUCAGGUCCUCUGAUGAGUUUCAGCACAUCCUUCAUAACAAAUCUCCAUUUCAUGCCUUCCUCUCUCUGGAGCCUUUGCCUCCUUCCCUCCAGCCACCUUUUCCACAUCUCCUGUUCCAUCUCCAUCCUCUCAAUCCAUCAGCAUCACCUCCUGGCCACCCCGUGUCCAGCUGGGGACCGAAUUCCCGUUUUUCUCCAGGGUCUGGGCACGCCUUUCUCCCGGUGGAGAGGGCAAGGGGGGGUAACACGCUGCUCUCUCCUCCAGGCCAGCCCCAGGUGCGGCCACCCCCGCAGCCCCUGGGGCCCUGCACCCUCCUGCUGCCCAACGGCGCCGGGCGGGGGCCAGACCCGGCCAGUGCCAACGGGGAGACGGGGAACGGGACCUGCCGGGCCGUGCCCAGCACGCAGAAACCUCACCGAAAGCUGCAGUCACACCACUCCAUCAACAGCCAGAGCAGCAAGAAGAGCAAGGGCAGCUCCAAGUCACCCUCUUCCCACAUCCCCAUUGAGGCACAGGAAGACUGCUGCGUCCACUGCAUCCUCUCCUGCCUCUUCUGCGAGUUCCUGACCCUCUGCAACAUCGUGCUGGACUGUGCCACCUGCGGCUCCUGCACCUCCGAGGACUCCUGCAUCUGCUGCUGCUGCUGCAACUCGGGCGAGUGCGCGGACUGCGACCUGCCCUGCGACAUGGACUGCGGCAUCAUCGACGCGUGCUGCGAGUCUGCCGACUGCCUGGAGAUCUGCAUGGAGUGCUGCGGGCUCUGCUUCUCCUCCUGAGGGGCUCCCCUGGGCCGGGGGACCCGCGCUGGGACCCCCCAGGCUCCGGCCGGUCCCUCGGGAAAGCUCGCGGAGGAGGAGAGCGAAUCCCCCGCUGGAAUCCUCGUCCUUGGAGCCGGAUCCUGCCCGGGGAAGGUGACCACAGGCACGGCGGGGGCUCUGGCAGUGCCCUGUCCUGCUCUACCUCUGCCUGCACCGGGGCACCGCGGGAGCCUCCUGCCACCUGAGCCGAGAGCAGGAGCGCCCGUCCUGCAGAGCCACCCUGGGGCCUUGGGGACAGCCCUGUCCUGCAGAGCCACCCUGAAUCCCAGCCUUGGGGACAGCCCUGUCCUGCAGAGCCACCCUGAAUCCCAGCCUUGGGGACAGCCCUGUCCUGCAGAGCCACCCUGAAUCCCAGCCUUGGGGACAGCCCUGUCCU
Messenger RNA from Cyanistes caeruleus (blue tit), 2224 nucleotides. It is a transcript of the gene MDFI, whose product is annotated as MyoD family inhibitor. The record is from RefSeq and is a predicted model, not a curated record. Lineage: Eukaryota; Metazoa; Chordata; Aves; Passeriformes; Paridae.